This is a messenger RNA of Parnassius apollo (apollo), 645 nucleotides long. Lineage: Eukaryota; Metazoa; Arthropoda; Insecta; Lepidoptera; Papilionidae. The record is from the annotation of a GenBank genome assembly.
AUGAAACCAGCAGCAAAAGUUUUUGCAAACCUGCAGUAUUAUCAGGCCCAGAAGAAACCAACCGGUCGGCGUUUUAAAAUUAAAGACAAAGUUCUCUCUCUUUCUUUAUUUAAAAGAAGUCCCAAGUGUUAUUCCCUAAUGUCAAAAUAUUUUAUACUUCCUUUGGCUAAGUCUUUAAAGCAGUUGCUUGCGAAAGUUGAACUUGGUGCUGACACUCAAGAUAAACUGUGUACAGUUAUAUUUGAUGAGAUGUCAAUUACACCUGAAAUUAAUUAUGACUCAUCGAAAGAUGAAUUAAAAGGAUUUGCUAGUCAUGGUAAAAACCUAAUAGCAAACCAUGCUCUCGUAUUUAUGAUUAAAGGCAUAAGGAGUCAGUAUAAACAACCUGUUGCAUAUUAUUUUACAAAUUCAUUAAAUAAGUUUGAAUUAAAAACAAUUAUAAAGGAAGUCAUCAAAAAUGUUAAGAAAAGUGGAUUAAUUGUAUUAGCUACUGUUUGUGAUCAAAGCACAGUAAAUGUGGGAGCCAUUGAAGAGCUAAUAAAAGAAACCAAGGCUAACUAUUCAAGGAAAGGGAACAAUGUGGCUCAUAAUUUUUUUGAGCAUAAUGGAAAAAAAUUAUUCCAUUAUAUGAUGUCCCUCAUUUAA